AUGUUUAAAACACGUAAAGCAAAGGAUGGGGAGCCAACUGCUCCGGGGCAGGUGAAAAUUAAAAAGAGGUCAAAGGUGCCUGGAGUUAUGAUCACCCAGUAUGUGCAAGAACUACCGGAGGGCAUGACCACCCCAGAUUUCACUCGCAAACCUAUCGCUCUCACGAUUCAAGAAGGAAAAUUGGCUGUCUUCAGAGCAGUCGUCACCGGCAACCCAAAGCCGACUGUUACCUGGAUGAGAAAUAGUGGAGAGGUCAAUGAAGCAGGGAACAUAAUGGUCUAUGAUGCGACUGCUGGUGAAUACCAACUGCAGAUGCCUGAUGUAACGGCGGAACAAGCCGACACCUACAAGUGUUUCGCCAGAAAUGAAUUUGGAAAAGCGGUUGUGACUGCCGCGCUCAACGUCAUUGAGGUUGGUUUUAAGAAGAGCAAAGCCAUGCAAGAAUCAAGAACAGCGGUCAGAGAGACACCCGAGGACUUCAAAAAGACCUUAAGGAACAAGGUUGAUACGGAGGCAAAAGAGGACACUAAACCAGAAAUUGACGAAAGGUUUUGGGAACUGUUGAUGAGUGCGGACAAGAAAGAUUACGAGAGCAUCUGUGCUCAGUACGGUGUCACUGAUUUCCGUGGGAUGCUUAAGAGACUUAGUGAGAGGACGAUCGAGAGGGAGUAUGAGCAACAAAGGGUUGUUGAAAGGCUAUGCAACCUAAAGCCCAUUGAACUGAAGCAUGAUGGGGAUGCAGAGUUUGAACUGGAAAUGUCACUCAAAGACCCUAGCAGCAAAAUCUUCUUAUUCAAGGAUGGAGUUAUGAUCCCUUAUGAAAUGGACACAGAUGCAAAACAUGGCCUGAAGCAGGUGGGAAAGAAAUUUGUGUUCAGCAUCAAUGGUGUUGACCCAGAUGAUGCAGGGUUAUACCAAGUGGAGAUUGAUGGAGUAAAGAUCUUCUCAACCGACUUCAAACUUCCCCCUGUGGACUUCUUGGUCAAGAUUAAAGAUGUGAAAGCAGAGGAAAGACAGGACGCUGUGUUUGAGUGUGUCCUCUCACAGCCCCUGAAAAAGUUAAAAUGGAUGGGAAAGAAUGUCCCACUAGAGCAAGGGGAAAAAUACGAUAUCAGUGUGUCCGAGGACAUGCUGAUACACACUUUGGUGGUGAAGGACUGCCUGCUUUUGGACAAAGGAAUCUAUGCAGCUGUGACUGGAACUAACUCCUGCAAUGCCUGGCUUGUGGUUGAAGCCGACAACGAUCCAGAAACUCGCGGAAAGAAGAAAGCUCGCAAAACUACCAGAGCAGGGGGUGGUGGAGCCGACCUUUUGAAGAUUGCUGAGGAGCAACAGGCCAAGAUACAGAUAGAGAGAGAGACGUUGAUUGCAAAUGCAAAGGCCGAGGCGGAGGCCAGGGCGGCAGCGGAAGCGGCAGCAGAGGCUAAACCUAAAGCACAGAAGGAAGCCAGAGCCAAGCCCAAGCCAAAAGCAAAGGCCAAGGCAAAGACGGAAGAAAGGGUAGAAGUGGGAGAUGGCGCAGAUGAAGCAGAGGAAACCCCUGUGGUGGAGGAGGAGGAUGAGAAAGAAGAUCUGCAAGAUGAGGCUCCGGCAGAGGUUGACAAUGCUGAAGAAGAGGAGCCAGCAAUAGAGAGAAAAAAGAGAGUGCGAACAGGCCCACUCGUUGCUGACACGGUCAUUGACCCGGGGGUUUACUUUACGAGCGGACUGUCGGAUGUAACCGCAAUCAUGGGUUCUGAUGCGGAACUGGUCUGCAGGCUCAGCAGUGAGGACUGUGAUGGUGUCUGGUACAGAGAUGGGAAAGAGGUAACAGCGUCAGAGGAUAUCUGUAUUGUUAAAGAUGGGACUUAUCGCAAACUAGUAAUCAAGAAGUGCACAGAAGAUGAUGCUGGAAAGUACCGCUGUGAAGCUGAUGGCCGUAAAACAGAAGCUGUGCUAAGUGUUGAAGAUCCUCCAAGAAUUAACCCUGAUGACCUCAGUGAUUUCAUAAAACCUGUUGUAAUCAAAGCUGGGAAGGAUGCAGCCUUCAAGCUGUCCUUCGUGGGCCGGGAACCCAUGAAGGUCCAGUGGUAUAAUGAGGGUGAAGAGCUCUUGGAGGACACCCAUAUCAACAUAGAAAAGUCAUCAUCACACAGCCGCCUGGUGCUCAUCAAGUGCCCACGCAAAACCACAGGGGAAAUUAAGAUUAAGAUUAAAAAUGAAUGCGGAACUACUGAGGCCAUCACCCAGCUGGUUGUGUUAGAUAAACCAACACCACCCCUGGGCCCGGUUGACGUCAUCGAAGCCUCGGCAGCUUGCGUCGACUUCAAGUGGAGGUCUCCCAAAAACGACGGCGGCUCCCCCAUCACAGACUACAUCCUGGAGCGCCAGCAAAUUGGCCGAAACAGCUGGAAGAAAUUAGGCAGGGUCGGCCCGGAGCCCAAAUACCGGGAUGCUGAUGUGGAUCACGGCAGAAAAUACUGCUACCACAUCAGGGCGGAAACUGAUCAAGGCAUCAGUGAAAUGAUGGAGACAGAUGACAUUCAGGCAGGGACAAAAGCAUACCCUGGACCUCCUUCUACACCAAAAGUGGAAAGUGCUUUCAAGGACUGUAUCAAUCUGGCUUGGUCUGCACCCACUAAUACCGGAGGAACCAGCCUUUUGGGGUACAACCUUGAGAAACGCAAACAGGGCAGUAAUCUGUGGGGCCAUGUCAACCCUCCGGAUGAGCCCAUCAGAGAGAAAAAGUAUGCGGUGAAAGACGUGGUUGAAGGCAUCGAGUACGAGUUCCGCGUAUCAGCGGUCAACGUUUCUGGUGCUGGAGAGCCAAGUUCUCCUUCUGAAUUUGUGUGUGCAAGAGAUCCAAAAAAGCCACCCGGUAAAGUGAUUGACCUGAAGGUGACUGACUCCACAUACUCCACAUUAUCGCUGGCCUGGACCAAACCGACAGAGGAGGAAGGGGUCCAGGAUGAGGCCAAAGGAUAUUUUGUGGAGCUCAGACCAGCAGAAACCCCAGAAUGGGGUCGCUGUAACUCCACUGCUACCAUCACGACCUCCUAUAAUAUUAUGGGUCUAAAGUCGAUGGCCAUGUACUGGCUGAGAGUUCUAGCCACCAAUGAGGGUGGAGACGGGGCUCCCCAGGAGCUGAACAACUACAUCAUAGCGAUGCCUCCCCCAGUGAGACCUCAAUUCACUGACAAAAAGAUGAAGAACUUUAUCGUGAUGAAAGCUGGGAACUCCGCUCGAGUCAACUUCAACUUUCAGGCGUCUCCGAUACCAGUUAUCAAAUGGCUCAAGGACGGUCAUCCCGUGGCCAAGCAGGUGACCGUGAGCAACACGGACACAUCUUCCCAGCUAAUGAUCCCCGCGGCAGAGCGCCACGACACGGGCAUCUACACCAUCGUCGUCAGGAACCUCGUUGGUCAGGAGACCUGCAGUGUGGAGAUAAGAGUCACGGAUGAGCCCAAGCCUCCGGGCCCCGUGGAGCUGGAGGAGAAGGUGUCGGGGACGGUGACGGUGUCCUGGAGCGCCUCCCCGGACGAGAAGAAAGACGACAGGCUGCACUACGUGGUCACCAAGCGGGACUCCGUUAAGCGUUCGUGGCAGACCGUGGCAGAGCAUCUCUUCAACAACAAGUUCACUCUCAUCAACGUCAUGCCCGGGAGGCAGUACACGUUCCGGGUCUACACCAGGAAUGACAUGGGGCUCUCCAAGCCUUCCGAGUCCACAGUGUGGGAAGUGAAGAGAAUAAAAGAAAAGUUUUCUUUGAAGCUUCCCGCCACUAAAAGCUGCAGCUUUGAGGCGCUUCCCUCGUUCACCGUUCCUCUGAGAACGCACCAGAGCCCCGAGAGCUACGAGUGCCACAUGAGCUGUGCCGUGACGGGAAACCCGAAACCACGCGUCACCUGGUACAGAAACAACGUCAGUCUCAACACCAACACCAACUACCACAUCACCAACACGUGUGGCGUCUGCUCCAUGGCGAUCCUCGCCGUGGGCCCCAAGGACAGCGGAGAUUACACCGUGGUUGCGGAGAACCCUCUGGGCAGAAUGCAGUGUUCAACUAAACUCGUGGUUCAAGGAUGA
Molecule: messenger RNA, 4065 nt
Organism: Pungitius pungitius (ninespine stickleback)
Lineage: Eukaryota; Metazoa; Chordata; Actinopteri; Perciformes; Gasterosteidae
Product: immunoglobulin-like and fibronectin type III domain-containing protein 1
Exons: 23
Coding region: 1-4065 (1354 amino acids)
Molecular function (GO): protein binding
Source: RefSeq, a predicted model, not a curated record